Molecule: messenger RNA, 1243 nt
Organism: Saccostrea cuccullata (small rock oyster)
Lineage: Eukaryota; Metazoa; Mollusca; Bivalvia; Ostreida; Ostreidae
Product: protein Njmu-R1-like
Exons: 11
Coding region: 88-1206 (372 amino acids)
Cellular component (GO): trans-Golgi network
Source: RefSeq, a predicted model, not a curated record
UGUGACCAGUUGGAUCAGCAAAACUCUUUCUUACACGAAAUUUUUCGCUUGGCAGAUAUGCAUUACUGUGACCCAUAACAUCUGAAAAUGACGGAAGAAGGAGCAGUCGAAAAGAAAAAUUACUAUGCUCUCUAUGCAUACAGUCCACAAAGCAGUCCAGAUAAUAGUGGGGAUAAUCAGCAGAGCCAGACCACUGAAAACGUAGGAUUUAGUUUGUCUCAUGUUCUGAGUGAUCUCCCAGACUCCAUAGAGCCUGACCUCUCCCAGUUCCUGUUCAGUAAGAUCUCGAAGGGUUUACUCUACAAUGAUGCAGGCAGCAUCGCUUCCUUUGUGUACAGCGAGGGUGAACUACAAAGAGAGAUGUCCUGUUAUUUCUGUAUGUUGAGUGGAGCAGACACCAGUAACGUUGACAUCAACCUCGGGAGCGGAGACUCGGGUAAAGACACGAGUACCAAGUCCCACAUCGUAUGCUUCCUCACACUCCACGACAACAUGCUAGAUCAUUUCAGACAUGAAUUGGAUCUGUAUGCUUUGGGACUCUUUAAAUUCUUAGAGCAAGAAAAUGAAGCCCAGGUGAAGGUUUACCUGGAGAAUUGGUCGUAUGAGACAACGGAGUACCUCUGUAGAACCCUGUCAGCUGUAGGACAGGACGUCAAGUACCUGGUGUAUGCUGCACUGAUGGAUGCCCAGGUUAUAUUUGAUGGAGUGGAGAGCAGUCUACAGCAGGAUUUACUCAAGUUUGUGAAGUCGUGCAGUUUGGCGGAUAUGCUGAGACAGACUGGAAGCCCCCUUUCUGGAAGUCUGGAUAUGCUGGCAGAUCUCAAUGUUCAGAGCUCAGAUGACAAAAAGACAACAAUUCAGAUUAAAGCUGUUGAUGGCAGUCUCAAAUUCACCCCAGAAUAUUGUACAAGAUUCUGUGAAGAUUGGAGUAAUUCAGUAAAUAAUUCAAAAACUGAGAACCCAGGACUGAUUAGACAGGUGAUAGAGGCAGGUAAACUAAAGUACACACAGAGUAUAAACAUGAUGAAAAGAUUGAUGAUGCAAGCAGAAAAUGACUUUUAUGCAUUAUACAGGGCUUAUCUGUUCCUGAAGAACUCUGGGAAUUGUGAAAUUCUUCUGAAUUGUGCUCACCUUGACUCUAUGCCAGAGACCUACAAUGUGUUUAAAUGUCUGGAGGAGUUUGUUAGAGAAACUGGUGUGAGGUAGAAAUAGUGUUCUUAUUAAUAAAGAUGUACAUUAUGUA